Molecule: messenger RNA, 6324 nt
Organism: Talpa occidentalis (Iberian mole)
Lineage: Eukaryota; Metazoa; Chordata; Mammalia; Eulipotyphla; Talpidae
Gene: KLHDC10
Product: kelch domain containing 10
Exons: 10
Coding region: 136-1464 (442 amino acids)
Biological process (GO): positive regulation of stress-activated MAPK cascade
Molecular function (GO): protein binding
Source: RefSeq, a predicted model, not a curated record
UUGGCCACUGUUGAAGGCCGGGCGCUCCCCCUUCCCCGGUCUCCCGGGUCUCUUGAGGAGCCCAGGAAGGAGGCUCCGCUAGUGCCGCCGGGCCAGGGGCUGCCGGGACCGGGCUGCGGCAAUUGUUAACCGGUCAUGUCGGCCGCCCAGGGCUGGGACAGGAACCGCCGGAGGGGAGGAGGCGCCGCCGGCGGGGGCGGCGGAGGUAGCGGGGCCAGCGGGGGCAGCGGGGGCAGCGGGGGUCGGGGGACUGGCCAGCUCAACCGCUUCGUGCAACUCUCCGGGAGGCCGCACCUGCCAGGUAAGAAGAAAAUACGAUGGGACCCAGUUAGGAGGCGCUUCAUUCAGUCCUGUCCCAUCAUAAGGAUCCCUAACAGGUUUUUGAGAGGCCACAGACCUCCACCAGCACGAAGUGGACAUCGUUGUGUGGCAGAUAAUACCAAUCUGUAUGUCUUUGGAGGUUAUAACCCAGAUUAUGAUGAAUCUGGAGGGCCAGAUAAUGAAGACUACCCCCUCUUCAGGGAGCUUUGGAGGUAUCAUUUUGCUACAGGAGUAUGGCAUCAGAUGGGCACAGAUGGCUACAUGCCCCGGGAACUGGCAUCUAUGUCACUUGUGCUUCAUGGAAACAACCUACUAGUGUUUGGAGGUACGGGCAUCCCAUUUGGUGAGAGCAACGGCAAUGACGUCCACGUCUGUAAUGUGAAGUAUAAGAGAUGGGCUUUACUCAGCUGUCGGGGGAAGAAACCCAGUCGUAUAUAUGGACAGGCCAUGGCGAUCAUCAAUGGCUCCCUUUAUGUCUUUGGAGGAACAACUGGCUAUAUUUACAGCACAGAUCUGCACAAGUUAGAUCUCAAUACCAGAGAGUGGACACAACUGAAACCAAACAACCUUUCCUGUGAUCUACCAGAAGAGAGAUACAGACAUGAAAUCGCACAUGAUGGGCAGAGGAUUUACAUCUUGGGAGGUGGUACUUCCUGGACAGCGUAUUCCUUGAACAAGAUCCAUGCAUACAACCUUGAAACGAAUGCCUGGGAGGAAAUCGCAACAAAACCCCAUGAAAAAAUAGGUUUUCCUGCAGCCCGAAGAUGCCACAGUUGUGUUCAAAUUAAAAAUGAUGUGUUUAUUUGUGGGGGCUAUAAUGGAGAAGUGAUCCUUGGGGAUAUCUGGAAGCUGAAUCUACAGACUUUCCAGUGGGUGAAGCUCCCAGCUACCAUGCCAGAGCCUGUUUAUUUCCACUGUGCGGCUGUGACACCAGCCGGUUGCAUGUACAUUCAUGGAGGAGUGGUGAACAUCCACGAAAACAAACGGACUGGGUCAUUGUUUAAGAUCUGGCUGGUGGUACCUAGCCUGCUGGAACUGGCAUGGGAGAAGCUGCUUGCGGCCUUCCCUAACCUGGCAAACCUCUCCCGAACACAGCUUCUGCACCUUGGACUCACACAGGGACUCAUCGAGCGCUUGAAAUGAGGAUUUCUGGACUGUUCAUUAAUACUGGAAAUGUUAAUUUAAAGAGACUCCUUUAUUUAUGGGCAGUAUAGAAUGUGCUACAAAGAGGAUUGGUUACCCUGAUCAAGGCCUUAUUCAGAAAAUACAUCAGAUGCCUUUCUGUAAAUUGGUUUUAAGUUUAUGGAAAUCUCACUUUCUCUUGUGCUUCUUUCUUUGCUUCUCUCCCUCUUGCCCCAAUACACAUACUCACUACCCUUCUUCCUUGAUGGAGUUGAGGGAAAGUCUGAAAGUAUCUUAAUAAUGUUAUGAAUCAAGUUAAGAGAAAGAAUUUUGUAAAGGGACUCUGAACAUAUGAUCAUGUCAGCCAUUGCUCUGCAGAGUAAAACAACAUUAACAACAAAAAUAAAAAUAAAAUAAUUUUUAAUCCAGAAAUUUUGGGGCUAGAACAAGAAGGCUAACCUUGAGACUUCUGCAGGUUAUGUAAACAGAUGUUUAACUGUUCUCAGAGUGCAUCAAACUGAGUAGCUGAACCCACUGGCAGUGAUGGUGGACAUCUUGCAGUCCCCUGCCUUUGGAGGAAAGUCAAGCAGCACAGCAGCUCCUGAUUAGUGAUUUCUUUCCCCACGGUGCCAGCAAGGUUAGAGUUGGCUUGUCAAAAGACGUGUGUGUGUGUUGUAGUUGUGCUUUUUAUUGUUGCUCUUAGAAAUUAUGACACCGAGUACACUUCAAAUCAAGAAACUUCUGGUGGUCAAAGUUUUUCAUUCUGGCAGUUUUGAAGUUCUCUUACACUUAUUGCUGGCUUCAAGUAUCUCUUUGACUUCUUCUUGGGGAAUCAUGUACCCUAAAUGUGUGGUGUAGUGUCAUGGGGCAUACGCAUAAGCUCGUGAGAAGUCAGGGAGGAGCAGGGCAGAGAAGGCAUGUGCCCUCUGGGUCUGUUAGCUUGGCUUCUGCUCUGGGCUCUGAGCUUUGAUCUCAUGUCAGCCAUUUCCAUUUCAGUACUUGUUUCUUUCCUAACUCUGGGCCAUGCAUCUGCCAUUUUCUCAGGCAGCGGGUUUUGUCACUAGAAAGCCACCUUGCCCUUGAUUUUUCUCUUAGCUUAUUGCCGCAUUUUCUAUCUGCUUUCAUGUGGAUGUGCUGUGAUAACUUCUAGUAAUCAAAUAAAAAAGUCUUGGAGAAAAAGCCACAGGCCAUCCUUCCUGAAGAACUUGGUAUAUCAUUUUAGAAACUAGCCUGAGAAAGGAAUAAAACUGAGUAUCACCUUUUUGCUGUGAAAUUUUAGUUCUAGUUAGGUUUGUUCUAAUUCUGAAGGAGAAAUGACUGAAAUGUUUACUUGCUUUGCCAUCAGGCUGCCAGAGUAGUUGAGCACGUCACUAAGAUGCCAGCCCUUGGAUGUCCUGGGGUGCAUGGGAGGCGCUGGAGGCAGACAAGAGGGCACAGUACUGGUUGUCCUGCUGGCUACCUCAUGACAGGAGACCCAGACAGGAGAUUUAGGACAUAUUUUUCCUUUAAGUGCCUCUUUUUCACAUAGCUUUUAAAGUCACUCUUCUUUUUCCUUCAUCCCAGAGUGAUCUCUAGCUCAUGUGUGGAUUUAAAACCAACUCUGCAUGAUAACUAAAAAGUCACCACACCAUAUUCAGUUCUAGAAAAGAAACAGACACUGCGGCCUCUAGACCUGGACUCCCAAUUACCAGGCUUUAUUAUAACAACCCGUCCAUUUUGGGUUGAGUUUAGGGAGCCUAGAUUUUGCAAAACCUGUAAUAACCAUCCAUCUAUGAGUUUGGGUCCUUUUGGGGGAGGGCAUGGCAGAAAGGCAGCCUAAGGAGCAACUCCUCCAGAGGGCCCACCCUGUCUCGCCCCAAGAAGGCUGUUCGAGUUUGGGUCCCAUUGCAGGGCUUGCUCCAGCAAGGCUCCUUCCAGAGCACGUCAGUCUGAGCAGCUCUAUUCAAAACAAAAUUUUGCUGUAUGACUCCAGCUUGAUCUCCAGAUGCUCGAUGGAGAGAUCCCAGAACUGAAAAAGUCAUGCUGUCUAGGGUGGCAAGCAGAUCUUUGUCAUGGAUCUAUAUGGGGACCAAAGAUGGAAUGCUCAGCCUGGGUGCUUACAUGUCCGUGGUCCUUGGGCUAUGAGCAGGUGUCCAGUUCUGCUGCAGCAAGAGCGGGAACAUGAGUCUGGUCCAAUCCACACUUGAGGCAUCCUUUUGUUUUAAAUCUUUUCUAAGGGCAGUCUUUUUUGAGGUAGACAUUGGAGGCCUGACAUCCAAGACCUGGCAUGUGAAGGUUUCAUAAAAGUACACAUCCUUGGUCUAAAGCGCCUUGUUUUAAUCUAACACUAGUGAAAACGAGGGAGUAUGACCAGCCCUGCGUGCUGUCACGCCACACAUGCGCACGUGUUCUGGAUGCCCAAUGAGACCGUGUGUAUGAUGACUUCAAUGUAGAUGAUGAGACUUUUAUCUAAGGGGUCACCAGGCAUUUAGUGUACCUAUAACCAGCACUCUGAAUUCCUGACACUUACUUGACUUAGGAAAAUGUUACGCCUGCUGCUUCUCUGCCUCUUUGAGGUACUCCCAGCCAUCCUACUGCAGUCCUAUGAAUUUAAGUGCAAUAUAUAGAAUCACAUAUGGAUAUAUACAGAUUAUAUAUAGGGUGUGGCUAGAAAACAGGUAGACUACUUUUUUGUAUCUGUCUUGGGGAAGCCAGUGCUUUAGAAUCCAGUUAUACCAAGAAAUUUAUGAUGUGAUUGACUGGUUUCAGCCAACUCUGGAUAAAGCUGGAUUUUAAGUUCUUGAAGACUUACUGUUCCUUGGGUUUCUCAGAGUUGAGACUUUUUCCCCAAUCAUCUUUGUACUUGCUCACGUUUGCUUAUCUCCCUACGUUCCUUCGCCCUGGAACAAGGAUGUCUACCUGUAAGGAGUUUCCUAAAUGAAGAAUUAAAAGCUAAUAUUUAAUACUAUCAGUUUUCCCAUGUAUAUACUAAUUUAUCUUUACUAAAUGCUUUACUAAAUGAUGAAAACAAGGCUUUCUUCAUUUAAUGAAGUAUUUUUCACAUGCUGGAAAAUCUAUGAACAAACAUAGAAUAGACUGAAAUGUUAGCUCUUCUUCAGGGGCCAAAUUGAAACCCUUCCCACUGGCAGAAUCUUCUUUUUUUUUUUUUUUUUUUUUUUUUAUUUUAGGGUCCUAGUGACAUGACAUAAAAUUUUGCUCUAGACUAUUCAUAUUGAUUGCAUAGCUAGAUUUUAAUGUAUAAUAAAAAAAUUAACACUUACGCAAAGGUGUAUUAACAGUGACCUUUGGUGAUCCAGAGUAGCAAGAGAGUAAAGCACAGAUAAUUGAAAUCCAUAAAUAAUCAGUGUUUCAAUUUUUCUAUCAAACAAUUGAUUCAUUUACAGUUGUUCUUCCUCCCUCCUGUUUUCCCAUAAGCCCGUCCUCUUCAGUGGUGUGGGAUUAAUGAGUAAUUAGGAAUGGAAGAGGAGGAUCGAAGUAACCAGCAAACAUACACGCAGCCCCGGUGGCAAUAAUUGGUCCGCCGAUGACCACUGUUGAGAGCUGAAGUGAGGAGCCAUGGGGUAGACGUUACUCUCCGCUCUUCUGCUUCAGCAGAGUCUCCGGCCCUGAGUUCUAGGCUGUCCUUCCUGCCACCACCAAAGAACUCUUAGCGCCUCUGGGAAGAAAAGCUGUGUAUGACGCAGAGGAAACCCCAUCAUUUCAACACAUUUCUUUGGCUCUUGACAAAUACUUGCUUUUCCUCUGUUCUUGCAGGAGCCCGACUUUUCCCUUUGGAAAUACCUUUUUCUCUCCAUGUAGCUUGGCAUAUGGGAGAGGUUGUCCUCUAAGACUUUGUUGGUCUUCAUUCUGUAAAGCCAGUUUGUUUUUCUGUGGUCCUACGGAUGUUUUGAAAGUGGCACAGGUUACUGAACUGUCUGUCUGCCAGCAUUCUGCUGUAGCACAAAGCCAUUCGCCUGAUUCUUCAUUGUUCUGCCAUGAGCUCCAGGAUUGGGGGGGGGGGCAGAAUUUAUGGUCCUGUGAGCAUUAAACUCCCCCAAACUGGUUAUAUUAGCAUCAAUUCCUUUGGUUUCCCAAAUACUCCGAGAUUCUAGGAGUGCUGGCAGGGCCUGCGGUGGGCGGGCUGGAGUCCGUAGUCUCCCUGCACGUCGCCCUGGAGCAUGCCCAGCCCUGCAGCGUUUCCCUUCCCAGCCUGUUAGAUUCAGCAGAAAGCAACUUCUUCUUUAGUCUGGUGUUAUGAAAAGAAAUUCUGAGUUGUGCUUCAGAAGUGGUACCAGCUUUUUGGUAUCAUUCUCGUGAUCGCUUUUUUUUUUUUUUUCCCACAUUUUAGACGUUUUUUAAAGGCCCUGCUUAGUCAGUGUACAGGGUGAGUCAGAGGCAGUUUCACCAAGCUGUAGUAAUUGCUGUUUUCCUAGUUGCACAUUUAGAAUACAAAGGAGGCAUCAGAGACAAACUGUCUUUCUCAAAAGCACUUCCUUGUACACAGAGUCUGAGCAGGGACAGUUCCAGGCAUCUCCCUGUAAGACACCUGCCAAUGAGGAUUUUGCUGGAAGAACCUAAGCAAGAAAGGGAAACCUCUCUCACAUGCAGUCUGAGGGGCGAGACUGGGCUGGGCUCUUGGUACAGGGUAUGCUUAGGCCACACACGAUGCUUGCCUUACUUUAAAGCUAUUUGCCACAGUCCUAUUAAAUAGUGUGGACGUCCUUUUGCAGUCUGGUGUGCAUGCCAUAUGAUCGGGACAGCUUCUCCACCGCACCUGGUUUCCUACCAGCAAGUAGGAGAUAUAGUGAAUACCCUAAAAUGUCCAAUCUGUAUUUAUGUACCUUGUCAGUGUUUUGCUGUCAGUUUUCUAAAACAAUCUGAUCAAUAAAUCUUACCCAAAUC